Molecule: messenger RNA, 3252 nt
Organism: Penicillium verhagenii
Lineage: Eukaryota; Fungi; Ascomycota; Eurotiomycetes; Eurotiales; Aspergillaceae
Exons: 4
Coding region: 1-3252 (1083 amino acids)
Biological process (GO): intracellular calcium ion homeostasis; calcium ion transmembrane transport
Cellular component (GO): plasma membrane
Molecular function (GO): ATP hydrolysis activity; ATP binding; P-type calcium transporter activity
Source: RefSeq, a predicted model, not a curated record
AUGUCCACGGAAAAGGUCCAGAACUCCGAAAACAAUAUUUCACACCCUUACCUCUCCAAUCCACCACAUCACCUCACCUUUGAAGAUGUGAUCAAUGAGUUGGGGACAAACUCCGAAGAUGGUUUAACCACAGUCGAGGCGAAGAACCGCCUGGAGAAAUAUGGUGAGAAUAUGUUGGAAGGAGGCGAAGGAGUCUCCUUCGCCAAGAUUAUCAUUCGCCAAAUCGCGAACGCCAUGAUGCUGAUUCUCAUCAUCGCAAUGGCAGUCAGCUUCGGCAUCCAGUCCUGGAUCGAAGGCGGCUUUAUCGCAGCAGUCAUCGCCCUCAAUAUCGUUGUCGGCGUCUACCAAGACUUUGCAGCCGAGAAAACGAUGGACUCCCUCCGCUCCCUGAGUUCUCCAACGGGAGUCGUGACCCGCGACGGCAAGACAGCAACAGUCCCCGCUAACGAAAUCGUCCCGGGCGACAUGGUAGAACUCAAGGUCGGCGACACCGUUCCUGCAGACCUAAGAUUGGUCGAAGCCUUCAAUUUCGAAACCGACGAAGCUCUCCUCACAGGCGAGUCCUUGCCGGUCCAAAAAGAAGCCGACUCAACAUUCGACCUCGACACCGGGCCGGGCGAUCGCCUCAACAUCACCUACAGCUCUUCGACCGUCACGCGAGGCCGCGCCAGAGGCGUCGUGGUCGGCACAGGCAUGCAAACCGAGAUCGGCGCAAUCGCCGCCGCGCUUCACGGAAACGACUCGAAGCGGCGGCCCGUCAAGCGCGGACCAGAAGGCGAGACUAAAAAACGGUGGUACAUCGAGGCGUGGACGUUGACCACCACGGACGCGAUUGGGCGUUUCCUCGGUAUCAACGUCGGGACUCCGCUGCAGCGCAAACUGUCCAAGCUGGCGCUACUCCUGUUUGGAAUUGCGGUUAUCUUCGCGGUUGUGGUUGCGGCAGCGAAUGAUUGGCGCGGAGAUAGCGAGGUCAUUAUUUAUGCGGUUGCGACUGGGUUGGCUAUGAUCCCUGCGUGCUUGGUUGUUGUCUUGACGAUUACCAUGGCAGUGGGGACGAGGCAGAUGGUGCAGAGACAUGUUAUUGUCCGCAAGUUGGAUUCUCUGGAGGCGCUCGGUGCUGUGACUAAUAUUUGCUCUGAUAAGACUGGCACUUUGACGCAGGGUCGGAUGGUGGCUAGGCGAGCUUGGAUCCCGUCUGUGGGCACUUAUUCUGUGGGGUCUUCGAAUGAUCCUUUGAAUCCACGGGAUGGGGCUGUGAGCCUGACAGAUGAGCCGCCAGUGAGGUUGAAGGAUGGUUUGAAGGACAGUGGCCCUGUGAGCCCGCAGGACUUGAUUAAGGAUAACGAGGAAUUGAAAUCGUUCCUGAAUGUCGCUGCCAUGGCAAACCUGGCUCAUCUGCACAAAUCGGCUCAGGAUGAGUGGCAGGCCCGUGGCGAGCCGACGGAUAUUGCUAUUCAGGUGUUCGCCUCCCGCUUUGACUGGGGUUCCGAUCAGUGGACCAAAGGUGAUAAGCCAAUCUGGCACCAAAAGGCAGAGUACCCCUUCGAUUCCAGUGUGAAAAAGAUGUCCGUCAUAUUCGCUAGACACGACCCAGACUCGGACAACACACUCGAAAUGAUCUUCACCAAGGGCGCAGUCGAGAGAGUCCUGGAGGCAUGCACAACUAUCAAGUGGACCACCUCUUCUCCACCCGUGCCGUUGGAUGAGGAAAUUCGAGACGAAAUCCUCGAAAACAUGGAGGCGCUCGCAAGUGAGGGCCUUCGAGUCCUCGCUCUAGCCGGUCGCAGACACAUCAAUUCCUCCGACAACAAAGGCAGCGAUCAAACGCUUCCCCGAGAAGAAAUCGAAAAAGACCUCGUCUUCUACGGCCUAAUCGGUCUAUACGAUCCCCCUCGCCCCGAAACCGCCGGCGCAAUCAGCCAGUGCUAUAAAGCCGGCAUCUCCGUUCACAUGGUAACAGGAGACCACCCCGGGACCGCACGCGCAAUCGCAGCGCAGGUCGGCAUCAUCCCCUCGAACAUGGAUGCUGUCGCGAGGGACGUCGCCGACGCUAUCGUUAUGACAGCAAGCGAAUUCGACAAGCUAUCCGAAGACGAGAUCGAUAACCUGCCCACUCUCCCAUUGGUAAUCGCACGCUGUGCACCCAAUACAAAGGUUCGCAUGAUUGAGGCCUUGCAUCGUCGUGGUCGCUACGUGGCGAUGACAGGUGACGGGGUGAAUGAUUCGCCCUCGCUGAAACGCGCGGAUGUCGGUAUUGCAAUGGGCCAGAAUGGGUCGGACGUUGCGAAGGAUGCGUCGGAGCUUGUACUGACGGACGACAACUUUGCCUCUAUGAUCAAUGGUAUCGAAGAAGGCCGUCGGAUCUUCGACAAUAUCCAGAAAUUCAUUCUGCAUCUGCUGGCUGAGAAUGUUGCGCUUGCACUGACGCUGCUCAUUGGGCUAGCAUUCAAAGACGAUACCGGCCAGUCUGUUUUUCCUAUCGCUCCGGUCGAGAUCAUUUGGAUUAUCAUGAUCACUUCUGGUCUGCCAGACAUGGGCUUGGGAAUGGAGAUUGCAGCCCCGGAUGUGAUGGAUCGGCCACCGCAAAGCAAACAAGGAAUUUUCACCUGGGAAAUCAUCAUCGACACCCUAGUCUAUGGCGUGUGGAUGGCGGCUCUUUGCCUCUCUGCCUUCGCGCUCGUCAUGUUCCGCUGGGGCGACGGGAACCUGGGAGUAGGCUGCAACACGCAAUACAACGACCCAAGCAAGCCAUACACCUGCGACACGGUAUUCCGCGCCCGUGCCACGACAUUCACCUGCAUGACAUGGUUCGCGCUAUUUCUUGCGUGGGAAAUGCUGGACCUGCGUCGGAGCUUCUUCUGCAUGCAGCCCGAUUCCAAGCGCCGAUUCACGCAGUGGAUGCACGACAUCUGGCGUAAUAAGUUCUUAUUCUUCGGUAUCAUGACAGGCUUUGUGUUGGCUUUCCCUAUUCUCUAUAUUCCAGUCAUCAAUCAUAGUGUGUUUAAGCAUACUUCCAUUACUUGGGAGUGGGGUAUUGUUUUUGUCGAGACUGUUUUGUUCUUCUUGGGUAUUGAGUCGUGGAAGUGGUGCAAAAGAGUGUAUUUCCGUCGACAGGCGCACAAAGCGGAGAAAGAGGGCGAGCCUCCGAGGGAUGAGAGGCGUCGACUGAAGGACUUUAGUCGUCAGCCUACUAUGAGUCGGUCGGAGACUCAGGCUACUGGCGAUUUCAAGGUUGAACAGUCGAUGGUUUGA